AUGCUGGGUGCUCGCGGCAGCGCCGGGAAAACAUGUGACAGCGUAAUGCUGGGUGCUCGCGGCAGCGCCGGGAAAACAUGUGACAGCGUAAUGCUGGGUGCUCGCGGCAGCGCUGGGAAAAGAGAAUCGGAGGCUGACUCCUCAGUGUUAGAAGCCGGCAGGCCUGGCGGCUGGGGACGUGCUGCGCUGUGCGUGUACCGGGCUGAGGACCCGCCAGGUUGGACGUCCCUGCCGUGGGUGGUGUCCUCAGGGGCCGUGGUUCUCUGCAGCAGCCCUGAGCAGUCUGCAGCCGGGAAACCUCUGGUCGAGUGGGUCCGGGGGGAGCCCUGGUGGCCAAGUCUGCUGUGUGGCCGCAGCAGAAUCCUGAGCCUGGGUGAGGGUGAAGAGCAGAAGUUUCCUCCCCGCAUUUCUGGAGGCUGGAGGUACAAGGUCAAGGCGCCGGCGUCCCCGGGGCCUCCUGGCUGUGUUCUGCAGGCUGGAGGGCAUUGGAGGCUGCAGGAAGCCUCUUGUGUGACUUGCCUUGAUCCCCUUCACUGGGAGGAAACCUGGAGCCAAGUCACCUUCCAGCACUAUCACAUCAGCAAUGCCUGGGUCUUGGAGGGGACAUAUUCGAACCUCAGCAGCCAGGUACAAGCAGGAGCAGGGGGGCCCUGACGGGGCAGGACGGUGACGCCUCCUCUCCACGCCUCCACAGCGGAAGAUCGUGCCUCCUGGUGGGGAUGAUUAUUGAUUAAAGCGUCUGAAUUCAAUCAGAAA
Molecule: messenger RNA, 756 nt
Organism: Nomascus leucogenys (northern white-cheeked gibbon)
Lineage: Eukaryota; Metazoa; Chordata; Mammalia; Primates; Hylobatidae
Exons: 3
Coding region: 1-654 (217 amino acids)
Source: RefSeq, a predicted model, not a curated record